CGCUUCUCUUCACCAAGCCGGUUCAACAACAACAACAACCUGUGGACCUCCACACCACGCAGCGGAGAGUACACGCUGUUCUAUCCGCUCUCAGGGAUCCCCAGCCGGGGCAUGCCCGCAACAUGUUCGACCUAAACGGAGGCUGGAACCUGUCCUUCGCCGGCUGCGGGUUUCUGGGGAUUUAUCACAUCGGAGUAGCCAGCUGUCUGCUGGAGAAAGCGCCGUACCUCAUCAGAGAGGCCACGAAGCUGUAUGGAGCCUCCGCCGGAGCUCUGACCGCCUCUGUGCUCGCGAGCCAGGCUUCGAUAAUCAAAUGCUGUGAAGAUGUCAUCGAGGUUGCAAAAGAAGCCAGGAAGAGAAACCUGGGUCCUCUUCACCCGACGUUCAACCUGGUCAAGGUGAUCAAGACCGGCCUGGAUCGGGACCUGCCGUCGGACGCUCACGUCCUGGCGUCGGGGCGGCUGUGCGUUUCUCUGACCCGAGUGUCAGACGGGGAGAACGUGCUGGUGUCGGAUUUCAGCUCCAAAGACGAGCUCAUCCAGGCGCUGAUCUGCAGCUGCUUCAUCCCGGUCUACUGCGGCCUGAUUCCUCCGUCCUUCAGAGGAGUGCGAUACGUGGACGGCGGGAUCAGCGACAACCUGCCGCAGUCGGAGCUGAAGAACACCAUCACCAUCUCUCCUUUCUCUGGCGAGAGCGACAUCUGCCCACGGGACAACUCCACCAGCUUCCACGAGCUGCGCUUCACCAACACCAGCAUCCAGAUGAACCUGGGCAACAUGUACCGCCUCAGCAGGGCGCUGUUCCCACCUGAGCCAAAGGUCCUGGCUGAGAUGUGUCAGAGCGGUUAUAAAGAUGCUCUGCGCUUCCUGGAGGAGAACAACCUGUUGAUGCUGCAGCACCCGACCUCGGGCCCCGCCCUGCAGGAGAGCCCGUCCUCCUGCUGCUGCAAGGAAUCAGAGACCACCAAAGACUGGGUGCUGCGGAGGCUCCGCCUGCUGAGGAAAGAGCACUGGUGGCUGGACGAGCAGAUCGCUUUGCCCACGUCCAUCAAGAAAGUGUUCUGCGAGGCCUGUCAGGAUAAAUCCGGCCUGUACACCAAAGUGUCCGGGAUGCUGCCGAUGAGAGUGGCCUCCUACAUGCUCAUGCCGUACACUCUACCUGUGCAGUCGGCCUACUCAGUGGCUCAGAGGUUCGUGGAGUGGAUCCCGGAGGUGCCCGCCGACGUGAGCUGGCUGUUUGGUGUGGCAGGAAACGUGUACCGACAGGCGUGGAAGGGAGGAAUGCCAGCCACCUCUAUCAGUGAACCGUGCUUGAGGAAGUGCUUGAGCGAGCCGCCUCCCUCUACAGACGGCGACAAGCCAACGCAGAGAGACCACCCUCCUGCUCUUUCCUCCCUCGACCUCCACGGGAGCUACUGGGAGAUCCCAAAUUCUACCUCCUCUUCAUCCCCUCCCCAUCCUCCUCACAUCGCCCCCUCCUCCCCCACACAGGUCUGCUUCUUCGUGGGCCUGCCGGACGAGCCUCAGAGCCCAGCAUAGCCGUGAGAUGACCAGCACUUUAACCACAGCGGUGUCAAACGUUCACCUUCUUCUGGAAGCACAAUCGGUGGAUUGGUGGUGAACCUUUGAAUCGUUGCUUAUCUUGGACUCUGUACACUCCAGACAACACCCAGUGUCAAAUAUUUUAACGAGUGCUCUGGAGAGCAGCGUCACGUUUUGCUCAGGAUCAUGGAUUUGUUUUAUGACCUGUUUUUAAUGUGCAGUCUCGUUUUACAGUUUGACUACAACCUUACCUACCUGUUUGUUUAAAAAUAUUUACUCAGUUAUUCUUCAUUCCAGCAUAAUUGAUCCAAUUGUGUCACUCUUUCAGUCCUCCUGAUUAUGUUUGUUUUCAUUGUGUCACAUGACGGUUUUUGGAAGCCAUGUUGGACGUUUAACGGCCCCUAUGUGUAACAUAUCGAAGGUUCCCAUGAAUAUAAAGAAACAGAUGUUUAUCAUAUUUCUUGCGUAUCAAAAGUCGUUUUGUAGGUAUUCUUAAUAUUUUAAAGUUUGACAUUUCCUGAAAAACACAGACAAAUUUGUGAACCUGCACUUUGGCGUACACAAGUUUAUACUCCCAGUUUACAUAAUUACAAAUUUUAAGAAAUU
Messenger RNA from Labrus mixtus (cuckoo wrasse), 2147 nucleotides. It is a transcript of the gene pnpla3, whose product is annotated as patatin-like phospholipase domain containing 3. Gene Ontology annotation, molecular function: triacylglycerol lipase activity. Gene Ontology annotation, biological process: positive regulation of triglyceride catabolic process; triglyceride catabolic process; lipid homeostasis. Lineage: Eukaryota; Metazoa; Chordata; Actinopteri; Labriformes; Labridae. The transcript is spliced from 9 exons. The record is from RefSeq and is a predicted model, not a curated record. Gene Ontology annotation, cellular component: membrane; cytoplasm; lipid droplet. Bases 123 to 1538 code for a protein of 471 amino acids.